CCCAAAUUCAUGAACCUCAUCCACCUAUAUAACCCCUAGCUCCCUCCUUUACCCCCAAAAAUCCAUUCAUUUCUCAUCAUCUCACCCAAACCAAAAAUCAAAUCAAAUCCAAAUCCAAAAACCCUAGGAAACAAAUUCAAAUCCAAAUCCAAAAACCCUAAAAAAUUUCUUCAAUGGAUCGUAUGUAUGGAUUUGAAUCAUCAACAAAUAUAGAUCUAUUUGAAUCAAUCAAGAAUCAUCAGUUCCUCUAUCAACAACCAUCACCAUCAUCAGAACCAGAACAACCAGAGCCAUUAAUGUCAUUACCAGUAAGAAACCACUCAGGUGAUUUCCCAAUUUACUGCAUGAGUACAAGCUGUUCAUCUCUGUUUACAUGUUUAAGUGAGAAUUGGGGUGAUUUGCCACUAAAAGUUGAUGAUUCUGAAGAUAUGGUUUUAUUUGGUGUUCUUCGUGAUGCUGUUAAUCUUGGUUGGAUUCCAUCUGAAUCAUCACCAUCAUCACAAUCUCAAUCUCAAUCUCCACAGAUUUCUUCAUCUUCUUCGUUUUCUUCGCCAUUUCUGGAUUUUCCGUCGGUUACCGUUAAAUCUGAACCGGAAGAGAAUGUAACGGCUGUUAGGAAGGAGGUGGGAGUGAAGCCGAAGAAACAAGCUGUUGUGAGGGCUAAAUUUGAGAAAGGCAAACAUUACAGGGGUGUGAGGCAAAGGCCAUGGGGGAAAUUUGCUGCAGAGAUUAGGGAUCCAGCUAAAAAUGGAGCUCGAGUUUGGCUUGGGACAUUUCAAACGGCUGAAGAUGCUGCUUUGGCUUAUGAUCGAGCUGCUUAUCGAAUGCGUGGCUCAAGAGCGCUUCUGAAUUUUCCGUUACGAGUGAACUCAGGUUCUGAAUCGGUUGAGGUUGUUCCAAUGGUGAAAGCUUCUAAGCGAUCUACUUCUACUGGUGAAACCAGUGAGUCAACUAAGAGGAGGAAACAAGGAGUUAACCCACCCGAUUCAGCAUAGUAAUGUCCGUCUGAUGUGGCAAUGUUCAUUGGAGGAGCUAGUUGUAGUGAAGAUAGAUGAUGAGGACUAGAAUGAAACGUUUGGACGAAAUUUUUGGGUGUAGAAGGAAAUGGUGGGAUGAAGAUAGGGGGUAUUGUGUUAAGAAAAGAUAUAUAGUGGUGUGUGAGAAAAAAAAGAGUGUUUUAAUUUUGUACGGGGAGUAUUUGUAAAUAUCAAUUAUAUAUAAAGGAUUAAAAUGUUAAUUAUGAAGAAAGAAUGAAAAUUUUCUUGAAUGUGCCUUA
Molecule: messenger RNA, 1276 nt
Organism: Papaver somniferum (opium poppy)
Lineage: Eukaryota; Viridiplantae; Streptophyta; Magnoliopsida; Ranunculales; Papaveraceae
Product: ethylene-responsive transcription factor 1-like
Exons: 1
Coding region: 174-995 (273 amino acids)
Biological process (GO): ethylene-activated signaling pathway; regulation of DNA-templated transcription
Molecular function (GO): DNA-binding transcription factor activity; DNA binding
Source: RefSeq, a predicted model, not a curated record